Messenger RNA from Melitaea cinxia (Glanville fritillary), 798 nucleotides. RefSeq lists its product as uncharacterized. The transcript is spliced from 2 exons. Gene Ontology annotation, biological process: regulation of transcription by RNA polymerase II. Gene Ontology annotation, cellular component: nucleus; transcription regulator complex. The coding region runs from base 1 to 798 and encodes 265 amino acids. The record is from RefSeq and is a predicted model, not a curated record. Lineage: Eukaryota; Metazoa; Arthropoda; Insecta; Lepidoptera; Nymphalidae.
AUGGAGCACUUCAUCGAGACCGUGCGCAAGUACCCCUGCCUGUGGAACACCACCGCCAUCGAGUAUCGCGACCAGGAGCUGAAGGACGCCGCCUGGGCCGAGGUGAUGAAGGAGACGGACCUGUCGUCAGUGAAAGAAGUAAAACUAAAAUGGAAAAAGCUCCGAGAUAGCUACCGCGACGCGCUGAAGCGGCAGAGCGAGAUGCUGGCCAAGGACCCCGGCAACUCCACCAAGAAGGCGUACCCCUGGAAGUACAUGGGGCUCAUGCAGUUCCUGCAGCCGCACAUGAGCGUGCGCAAGAAGCCGGCCGAGUCCCCGCAGUACGCGCCGCCGCCCGAGCGCGCGCCCGCCGACGCGCACAACGGCGACGCGCGCUCCUCCGACGACUCCGACUCCGAGCCCGACUCCGAGCCCAAGCGCAAGAGCUGCGAGCGCCUCUCCGCCAUCGACCGCAAGCUCGACUUCCUGUGCCGGGCGCACAGCAAGCGCCGCUGCAGCGAGGCGCCGCCCCGCGAGCGCAAGCGCGAGCGCCCGCCGCCGCCCGCGCCCGACCCGCUCGACAUCUUCUUCAACGGCAUGUGCCAGUCCACGAAGCGCUUCCCGUACCCGGCGCAGAUCCGCAUCAAGAGGACGCUGUUCGACGCCGUCAUCGAGGCGGAGGAGGCGCUGGUCGCGGAGCAGCAGAGCUACGCCAGCCUGUGGGCGCGCGGCGCGGGCAGCUCGUCCAGCAGCGAGGCGGGCGCGGCGGGCGCGGGCGCGCCGGCCGACGACGACGACGACGAGCGCAAGCCGUCCUGA